GUGAUUUUUUUUAUGUCUGCGGCCGAAGCGCGUUUUUUUCUCUUUUUUAAAAUCAGAUGUUUAAGUGAGGCCUGGACUGGGAGUCGCUCUUAGUAAAUUAUCGUCAAACGUAAUUGCGUGACAAUGAGGGUGAAAGUGGUGGCGGCGGAUGCCGAGUUCCAGCCCGAACUGACGAACGCCGGCUGCAGGUUAACGGUGGUGAAGUUCACGAUGAAAGGAUGUGGACCUUGUGUGCGAAUAGCUCCGGCUUUCAGUGCAUUGAGUUCCAAAUACCCACAUGCCGUUUUUCUGGAAGUUGAUGUGCAUCAGUGUCAGCAAACAGCAGCAGCCAAUAACAUCACAGCAACGCCAUCUUUUUUGUUCUUCCGAAAUAAAGUGAAAAUUGAUCAGCUUCAUGGAGCAGAUGCUAAUGGAUUGGAAGAAAAAAUUAAGCAACACCUAGAAAAUGAUCCAGGAAUUGAAGAUUUGGACAUUCCAAGAGGAUAUAUGGAUCUGAUGCCAUUUAUAAAUAAGGCUGGGUGUGAAUGUCUUAAUGAAAGUGAUGAAUAUGGAUUUGAUAACUGUCUACAAAAAGACCCAACGUAUUUGGAAUCUGAUUGUGAUGAACAACUUCUUGUGACAAUAGCAUUUAAUCAGCCAGUCAAGCUUUAUUCAAUGAGGCUUCAGGCUCCUGAGAAUGGCCGUGGACCAAAGUUUGUAAAAAUAUUCACCAAUCUGCCACGUUCAUUUGAUUUUGAUGAUGCGGAAAGAAGUGAACCAACCCAAACCCUGGAGUUAACACCAGAUGAUGUUAAAGAAGAUGGAGUUGUCCCACUGCGUUAUGUUAAAUUUCAGAAUAUUAAUAGUGUAACACUUUUUAUCAAAUCCAACCAAGGUGAUGAGGACACCACAAGAAUUAACUAUCUUGCAUUUAUCGGAACCCCUGUGCAAACCACAAAUAUGUUGGACUUCAGGCGGAUUGCUGGAAAGAAAGGAGAAAGCCACUAACUGAUUGAAGGGAUAAACUGGGUUUGCAUUGAUAGGACUACACUCGGCCAACAUUGUAUUUUCAGGAUCCUUGCAAUAUCAUCAACACCGUGACUCUUGACUUGGUUCUCUUGCUUCCAGACAUGCAAGCAAAUCAUUGUUCAGUUCAAAUAUUUUGUGGAUUAUUCUUGAAUGUAAUAAACUGGUUAAUUAUUUUUGGCAAAUGAGAAAAUCAUCCUGGAGGUCUCCUUGGAAUGCACCUGGAAGUUAGAGUUGUGCACUUAGCCUUGCUGUAACUAGCCAACCUAAAUGUGGUGAUAUUUUUCAGAUCUUCACCUGGAUUCCAAUGGUGAGCAGGUAGCUGUUCCUCUAAAUUUAAGAAAUACUAAAAUGAUUGCAUUUGCUGUCUGUCAACUCUAAUGCUAAUAGUGUUGAAUAAUUAAAGUAAUGUUUACCUAAUAGUGACAACUGUGGAUUUUUUUUUAAAUCAACAUUAGCUAUAUUAAAGAAGGAUUUGCAUAUUAGUUUAAUUGAACAGAUUAUUUAAUUAACUUAACACUAGAUCUAGUUCAAAUUUUAUCUGGCUAGCCUUAAACUUCUGUCCUUUGAUCUACUGGAACUGUUAAGUGCCUCUUUGCCUUGCAAUUUCUUUAGAACAAUGUUAGAACAUAUGAAUUUGCCACUUGUCACUUAGGUUGUCUGAUUCCAAUUAUAAUUAUAUUGGUCCACUUGUAAUUCAACAGCAAAUUCUGGUGUCAGCUGUGUUCAGCUAAUGACCGCACCUACAACUCUGACCUUCUGGAUUUGAGUUUCACUCCAGAGACUUGAACACAGCGAUCUUACCUAAUUCUCCAGUUCUGUAUGGAGCGACUACUGUGUUGUCAAGAAUGCUAUGGAUAAUGAAGCUGUGGCUGCUUGUGUCUCAGGAGAGACAAAGAGGAGCCUGGGGAAUUGGCCCCAGUGUCUUGUCCAAUAUUUAACCCUCAAUCAACCUAACUGAUUAUAGGGUCUUUGUCACAUUGCUGUGCAUGGGAGCUUGAUGUGUUCAGUUUCACUAAAUUGCAACAGUGAAGUUUAGUGCUGUUAUUUAAUUGCUAUUAAUGCAAAGGGAAAAUACUGCAAUUUUUUUGCAUGUUAGUUGCACGCAUUAACAAGAAGAAAACACCUUCAAAAGAAAAAGAUUAAAAAGGGAUUUCUGUCUUAGCCUUCCAUGUUACGAACAGCAAUCUGCCUUCUGUUGUGAAUGCUGACUGCACCAAAAGGUUCAAUGUUGUCCUAAAACUUGAGUGCACAAAGCAGUUGCCUUAAACAAGGCUUCUGUGUGGUCCUAGACAUGUAGUUUCUUUAACUUGCCCCCAUGGAAAUCAAUUUGACAUUUUGCUGUUUUGUGAAAAUACAUGUAAGUCAAAAUAAUUAUAUAAAAUUAAAUUCUUACAACUUAAGAAUCAAAGAUA
Pristis pectinata (smalltooth sawfish) is the source of this 2420-nucleotide messenger RNA. It is a transcript of the gene txnl1, whose product is annotated as thioredoxin-like 1. The record is from RefSeq and is a predicted model, not a curated record. Lineage: Eukaryota; Metazoa; Chordata; Chondrichthyes; Rhinopristiformes; Pristidae. The transcript is spliced from 8 exons. The coding region runs from base 124 to 987 and encodes 287 amino acids.